Messenger RNA from Callithrix jacchus (white-tufted-ear marmoset), 6488 nucleotides. RefSeq names its product importin 9 (gene IPO9). The record is from RefSeq and is a predicted model, not a curated record. Lineage: Eukaryota; Metazoa; Chordata; Mammalia; Primates; Cebidae. Gene Ontology annotation, cellular component: cytosol; nuclear envelope. Gene Ontology annotation, molecular function: small GTPase binding. Gene Ontology annotation, biological process: protein import into nucleus.
GGUGCGGCCUCCGGGCUGCCGGGUCCAGUGGCACAAGGAUUGAAGGAGGCCUUGGUGGAUACGCUCACUGGGAUCCUAUCCCCAGUACAGGAGGUGCGAGCGGCUGCUGAAGAACAGAUUAAGGUGCUGGAGGUGACGGAGGUAUAGCGUAAGCACUGUCCACCUGCGAAGGGCGCCCCUCAAGGAUCCAGACGCACUCCUGGGCAUGUGGCGGGCACUGAGCCGAGCGGAAGGCGGCCACGCUCGGAAAAAGGCCAGUGAAUUUGGUGUUCACUUGGCAGAGCUGACUGUAGAUCCCCAGGGGGCACUGGCAAUCCGUCAGCUGGCAUCAGUCAUCUUGAAACAAUAUGUGGAGACUCACUGGUGUGCCCAGUCAGAGAAAUUUAGGCCUCCUGAAACUACAGAAAGGGCAAAAAUUGUUAUCCGGGAGCUAUUGCCUAAUGGGUUGAGAGAAUCGAUAAGCAAAGUGCGCUCCAGUGUGGCCUAUGCAGUGUCAGCUAUUGCCCACUGGGACUGGCCUGAAGCUUGGCCCCAACUCUUCAACCUGCUCAUGGAGAUGUUGGUGAGCGGAGACUUAAAUGCCGUCCAUGGAGCCAUGCGUGUUCUGACAGAAUUCACUCGAGAAGUGACGGACACACAGAUGCCACUUGUUGCUCCUGUCAUUCUCCCAGAAAUGUAUAAGAUCUUCACCAUGGCUGAGGUCUAUGGUAUUCGAACCCGUUCCCGAGCUGUGGAGAUUUUUACCACUUGUGCCCAUAUGAUCUGUAACAUGGAGGAGCUGGAAAAGGGUGCAGCCAAAGUCCUGAUCUUUCCCGUGGUACAGCAGUUCACAGAGGCCUUUGUUCAGGCCCUCCAGAUACCAGAUGGCCCAACAUCUGACAGUGGGUUUAAGAUGGAGGUCCUAAAGGCAGUGACAGCCCUAGUGAAAAACUUCCCAAAGCACAUGGUGUCCUCCAUGCAGCAGAUUCUGCCUAUUGUUUGGAACACCCUAACUGAGAGUGCAGCUUUUUAUGUGAGGACAGAAGUAAAUUACACAGAAGAAGUAGAAGAUCCCGUGGAUUCUGAUGGUGAAGUCCUGGGCUUUGAAAAUCUUGUCUUUAGCAUUUUUGAAUUUGUUCAUGCUCUACUAGAAAAUAGCAAAUUCAAAAGCACUGUUAAGAAAGCCUUGCCUGAAUUGAUUUAUUAUAUUAUCCUGUACAUGCAAAUCACUGAGGAGCAGAUUAAAGUAUGGACAGCUAACCCCCAACAAUUUGUAGAAGAUGAAGAUGAUGAUACAUUCUCCUACACUGUUAGAAUAGCAGCUCAAGACUUGUUGCUGGCUGUGGCCACAGAUUUCCAGAAUGAAAGUGCAGCAGCCCUGGCUGCUGCAGCCACUCGACAUUUACAAGAAGCUGAGCAAACCAAAAACAGUGGCACUGAGCACUGGUGGAAGAUCCAUGAGGCAUGCAUGCUUGCCCUAGGCUCAGUGAAGGCCAUCAUCACUGACAGUGUAAAAAACGGCAGGAUUCAUUUUGACAUGCAUGGGUUCCUGACCAAUGUCAUCCUUGCAGACCUCAACCUCUCAGUGUCUCCUUUCCUCUUGGGCCGGGCACUUUGGGCUGCCAGUCGGUUCACUGUUGCUAUGUCUCCUGAACUAAUCCAGCAGUUCCUACAGGCAACGGUUAGUGGUCUUCACGAGACACAGCCCCCAUCAGUUCGAAUUUCCGCAGUGAGAGCCAUCUGGGGUUAUUGUGACCAACUGAAAGUCUCAGAGAGUACCCAUGUGCUCCAGCCCUUCCUCCCCAGCAUCCUUGAUGGCUUAAUUCACCUAGCAGCCCAGUUCAGCUCAGAGGUCCUCAACCUGGUGAUGGAGACCCUGUGCAUCGUUUGUACAGUAGACCCCGAAUUCACAGCAAGCAUGGAAAGCAAAAUCUGCCCCUUCACCAUCGCCAUUUUCCUAAAGUACAGUAAUGAUCCCGUCGUCGCCUCACUGGCUCAGGACAUCUUCAAGGAGCUGUCCCAGAUUGAAGCCUGUCAGGGUCCAAUGCAAAUGAGGCUGAUUCCCACUCUGGUCAGCAUAAUGCAGGCCCCCGCAGACAAGAUCCCUGCAGGGCUCUGUGCGACAGCCAUUGAUAUCCUGACUACAGUAGUACGAAAUACAAAGCCUCCCCUUUCACAGCUUCUCAUCUGCCAAGCUUUCCCUGCUGUGGCACAGUGUACCCUUCACACAGAUGACAAUGCCACCAUGCAGAAUGGCGGAGAGUGCUUGCGGGCCUAUGUGUCAGUGACCCUGGAACAAGUUGCCCAGUGGCAUGAUGAGCAGGGCCACAAUGGACUGUGGUAUGUGAUGCAAGUGGUGAGCCAGCUCCUGGAUCCCCGUACCUCAGAGUUCACUGCAGCCUUUGUGGGCCGCCUUGUUUCCACCCUCAUCUCCAAGGCAGGGCGGGAGCUGGGGGAGAAUCUAGACCAGAUUCUUCGUGCCAUCCUCAGUAAGAUGCAGCAGGCAGAGACUCUCAGUGUCAUGCAGUCUUUGAUCAUGGUGUUUGCUCAUCUGGUGCACACUCAGCUAGAACCUCUCUUGGAGUUCUUGUGUAGCCUCCCAGGACCUACUGGCAAACCUGCCCUAGAGUUUGUGAUGGCUGAGUGGACGAGCCGACAGCACCUGUUCUAUGGACAGUAUGAAGGCAAAGUCAGCUCUGUGGCACUCUGUAAGCUGCUCCAGCAUGGCAUCAAUGCAGAUGACAAACGGCUACAGGAUAUUCGUGUGAAGGGAGAGGAGAUCUACAGCAUGGAUGAGGGCAUCCGCACCCGUUCUAAGUCAGCCAAAAACCCAGAACGCUGGACAAACAUUCCUUUGCUGGUCAAGAUCCUAAAGCUGAUCAUCAACGAGCUCUCCAACGUCAUGGAGGCUAAUGCCGCUCGCCAGGCCACUCCUGCAGAGUGGAGUCAAGAUGACUCCAAUGAUAUGUGGGAGGACCAGGAGGAGGAAGAGGAAGAGGAGGAAGAUGGUUUAGCUGGCCAACUUUUAUCUGACAUUCUUGCUACAAGUAAAUAUGAGGAGGAUUACUACGAGGAUGAUGAGGAAGAUGACCCUGAUGCCCUGAAGGAUCCUCUCUAUCAGAUUGAUCUGCAGGCAUAUCUGACAGAUUUCCUCUGCCAGUUUGCUCAGCAGCCCUGCUACAUAAUGUUUUCAGGCCACCUUAAUGACAACGAGAGGCGAGUUCUACAGACCAUCGGCAUCUAAAAAGGGGAGCCUUUCUACAUUUGCUCCUUCUGGCCCAGCCACGAACCAUUUUGCAGCCCUCAGUGGCCUUCAGAUGCACUUUCUUCUCAAUCUAAAGUGGCAUCUUGACCUUUGGCCCUUGGACUCAGCAGUGACACUGAUGACAACUCAGACCAGGCUCACCAGUGCCGGUCACUUAGGAAUGCUGGAACAAAGGACAUUUUUCAAAGUUCCCCUGAAGACAUCCCAUCUCUGGAACCUUUUUUCUCCCGCUGCCCCAACCUCUGUUCCUAGAGCCCUUUGCUGGCCAGUCCAGAAACAUUAUUGCCCAGAAGAAUUACGUGUUCAUGGAUUAUUUUGCCCUGCCUCAAGAGCACAGGAAGUCACUACCAUUUAUAUUCUGAAACAGACCUAUCUACGUUCAUAGGACUUCUGAUGUGUUCAUGGAAUCCUCAAGAGAGAUCAUUAUGCUUUCUGCCCUGGACCACUGCUACUCUGGGUUCUCAGGAGGAACAGGCAGGAGCAGCUUCAUUCUAAGCCUUUCCAGUGACCUCUGCCUUGCUUCCCUUCUACAACACUAAGGCUCCUCUGUCAGAGGAGGUCGUCCUGUUUUUGCCUCAUUGCAUGACAUAACCUUUCCCCUUAAGCUGUUCCUAUAUAUACAUGCACACACAAAAUAAGCCAGACAGAUGGCAAUUUGAUUUUCCUUUUUUAGAAAAAAAAAAUGGGGAAAAGCAAUUUUUUUUAAAUUCAUCUCGCCCAACUGUAUUUAAUAUGCCUCUCCCACACAUUACUAGAGUCUGAUAUUCAAAAGUUAUCCCCUCACCCUCAGGAAGCCUCUAAUGUGGUUAAGUUUUAGCCCUCAAAUUUGCAACAUGUAUUUUUCUAGGACAGUGGAGUAAUCUUUACAAAUGAAUUAAGUUGCAUGGUAUAAGGUGUCUCAGCACCUGUUUUUCUUCUAUUCCCUUUAGAAGGGAAGUAAGAGUAGUAGGGGAAAGGAUUAGGUGGAGCCUAUUUAAACAUUCUAAUGUGUCUUGGCAAACCUAGCCUAAAAUGAUUCUUAGAGUACUGGCAUUGUUUAAUCAAAUAUUUUUAAGGGAGAUUCCUUAAUUGGGAAGUUUAGUCUGUUUUGGGUUCAAAUAGUAAAUGAGGAUUAGAAAAUCAUGGGGAGAGGCUGGGUGUGGUGGCUCAUGCCUGUAAUCCCAGCACUUUGGGAGGCUGAGGCGGGUGGAUCACUUGAGGUCAGGAGUUCGAAGCUAGCCUGGCCAACAUGGUGAAACCCCAUCUCUACUAAAAAUGCAAAAAUUAGCUGGGUGUGGUGGCACAUGCCUGUAAUCCCAGUUAACUUGGGAGGCUGAGGCAGGAGAAUCGCUUGAACCUAGGAGGCAGAGAUUGCAGUGAGCUGAGAUCACACCACUGUACUCCAAGGCGAGACUCCACACAAAAAAAAAUCAUGGGGAGAAAGAUGAAGCCUUUUUUUUGAUAAUGCCCAUUUCUGGUGUCCCAUUUUUAGUAGCCACAGAAUAUUUCUUUAGAUUGGCAUUCUCACGAAGAAACAAUAUAAAGUGAAUCUGAAUCUCCACUCUUGGGGAGAGCCCCACUGUGAGCAUUGACUAUUGGAUUUAGGAAACCUAAGGAUAGUGUGGCUAGUAAUGCCUUCAUGCCACUAGGUGUCCACAGUGUUCAAACGUCCAUGACUGAGGUUGGAAGAAACAGUUAAAAGUUUUUACUAUCUUUGAAAAGCCUGCGGGCAUGUUCCAAUUGUCUCCUGCCAGCCAGAUUCUGAGGUUAAUCCUGCUCAUACCCCUGCUUCUUCUCCACAUGGCACUGGGGGAGUUGCUGGGGAAAUGGCAGAUCUGACCAAGUGGUGCUCAGAAAACUACUGUCUCAGCCUUGCUCACUCCAUAGUUAAGGCAAUGCCAGUCGGGUUUGGUGCUAAAGGCCUCUGAUUUUGGCACAAAAGAAUGGUCUCAUGCCAGCAGCAUUGAACUGCUGAGCUUGGGAAGGCUUAAGGCUCCCACACAGACUAAGAAUGAUGUGGGUCCCUCUGGGUUUGCUAAUUAGAAAAACAUUCUGUAUCUAGUGCCAAAAGUGGUCCUAAGUCCCUUGGCAAGGGUCCUUUCUGCUCUUCUGCUGAUUUGGGGGAGGACCAGGCAUCCUGCCUCAGGAGAACUUGAGUCCUGAGGAAAGAGUACUAGUAUCACUCAAGGGCCACCCCUGGCUAACAGUCAGCUGUGUCUGAGAGCAGAAGGUCUUGGACCCCUUGGCAUGCACGUACUUAAUUGUGUUUCCAGAGCAUUUUUAUAUACAUUGUCCCAUUAAACCUUUAUAACAGGAUCACAGAGUGGAUAUUCCCAUUCUGUUGGUGAGAAAAAGAGUUUAGAGAGAUCAUGUCCAGUGUCAGCAGGAAGGAAAACGAUCUGUUGGAGGCCAGUACGUGUUGACAGAAAGUUGAACUCUAAACCAUACUUUGUCUCCUGUCUUUGGCCAAAGGGAGCUAGCUUCAGUCUGAAAAGGGCAGCGCCAAGUGGUUAGAAGGAACUAAAAAGUUCAAGGUAAGACAAAUGAAGUAAAAAUAAAAAGGAGCACUUAGCUCUCUGAGACAUUAUAGUCUCCUGACUCUGGUAAACAGCAGCUGAGUCACCAAGGGGUUUCUACAAGUUUGUUGAGCUUAUUGGAGUGAACUGAAAGGAAAAUAGAAGAAACCCUAGAAGACUGAAAAGAAGUUCGAAGUUCAAGAAGGAAGCUGAUAACACAAGUUACAGGCGUAUAAGUGACAUUGAUUUGGGAAGUAAACCUACAACAAAUGAACCAAAAGCAGCUUAAUAAGAGUGAUGAGAGUUUAACAGAUGUUCAUUGUGGACUUCAGAGAAAGUGAUUCUGAACUGGCCUUAUAGUCUUCUUUAAUUUUGUGAACUGGUAAAAAUCUGGACAUAGUAAAGUCAAAGCAUUAGGGAGACAGAGAAGUUGGUAACUGACCGCCAACUAACUAUAAAUUCACUGAUUGUGGGUUGACCUGAUAUGCGCCCCCAGGACUCUGUUCUUGGCCCCUCUGAUACUAGUAAUUACUUUUUUUAUGCCUUACCCAUUUCACAAAAGAAUUUGAAUCCAUUUAUACAAGAGAUAGUACUAGUAAAUUAGGAAUGUUGAUCAAAUUUUUAGAUAACAAGAAACUCCUAGGAAGGAUGACAAUUUGUAAUCCAAAUUUAGGAUCCAAACACCAUUACAGCCUAUAAAAAUGAGCAGAAUCUAAAUGUAACAUUUCAAUAAAUGCAGAUUGACAAUA